Cariama cristata (Red-legged seriema) is the source of this 660-nucleotide messenger RNA. Its product is annotated as olfactory receptor 6B1-like. Gene Ontology annotation, cellular component: membrane. Lineage: Eukaryota; Metazoa; Chordata; Aves; Cariamiformes; Cariamidae. Gene Ontology annotation, molecular function: olfactory receptor activity. Gene Ontology annotation, biological process: G protein-coupled receptor signaling pathway. The record is from RefSeq and is a predicted model, not a curated record.
CCCAACUUCUUCAGCUCCUUCAUGUGCACCGAGUGCGUCCUCUCUGCAACGGCAUACAAUUGCUAUGUGGCCAUCUGUCAACCAUUGCGCUACCCGGUCAUGAUGACAUACCAAAUGUGCAUAUACCUGGUAGUUGUCUCCUGGUUCAGUGGGUUCCCUGUGUCUUUGAUCAAGAUUUCCUUCAUCUCUCAGUAGUUUUGUGAUUGCCAUGCUACCAGCCAAUUUUUCUGUGAUAUUAGCCCUGUGCUGAACCUUACCUGCACUGAUAUGGCACCGGACUUUGUGUUGAUCUUAUUCACACUGCUUGUUCCCCUCUUCAUCACUAUUGUCUCCUACCUAUUAAUUAUGAUGACAAUCCUGCAGAUCCCCAAUACCCAGAGUAAGGAGAAAGCCUUCUCCAUGUGUUCUUCCCACCUAACUGUGAUCACCAUUUUCUUCUCAGCCACCCUCUUCAUGUAUACCCAGCCCAAGAAGGUCUACCCUUUUGACUUGAAUAAGCUUGUGUCAGCUGUGUGUACUAUUGUCACUCCCAUCCUAAACCCCUCCAUUUACUGUCUGAGGAACGUGGAAGUGAAAAGAGCACUGAAAAAAGCUCUCUGUGAAAAAGUUGGUAUCUCUGAGCUCUCCAGAUUCAUCGGUUCUCUCCAAAUGCAAGGAUAA